Molecule: messenger RNA, 6760 nt
Organism: Python bivittatus (Burmese python)
Lineage: Eukaryota; Metazoa; Chordata; Lepidosauria; Squamata; Pythonidae
Source: RefSeq, a predicted model, not a curated record
CACCCUUUUGUCUUUGCAGCAUAUCAUCAAGAAAGCUUUAGUUGCAAUGUCUCUCUCCCCAACAAUGCUGCCAUGCAAGAAGAGGAAAGCCAUCCGGAUGGAUCCCUUUUCCGAAGCCCAGCCUGUUCCGAUGGAGGCUUCUCCUUCAGCUUGCCCCCUUUUGCCCAAGCCAGAGACGGAAUGGGAGGAGGGAGAAGUUUCUCCAAAUGUGAAAUUCCCCGGGGCUACACAGAGUGUCGAUUCGCUCCAAGAAGUUAAGGAGGAAGCUGAGGAGAUGGGCCUUUUUAUUCCAGUGGAAGAACGAGAAGGAGGGAAGAAAAACCGCCGGAAGACACUUAAAAGGAAAUGGGAAGGGAAGUGCCCGGAGGAAGAUGGAGGAGGAGGAGGAGGAGGAAGAACUUUAGCUUGUGACCUCAAAUUGGACGACACCUUGGACCGGACUUUGGAAGACGGGGCGAAGCAGCACAAUUUGACGGCCGUCAACGUGCGGAACAUCCUUCACGAAGUCAUCACCAACGAGCACGUGGUGGCCAUGAUGAAAGCUGCGAUCACUGAAACGGAGGACGCCCCUGUCUUUGAGCCAAAAAUGACACGUUCCAAGUUGAAAGAAGUGGUGGAGAAAGGUGUGGUGAUUCCGACAUGGAAUAUUUCCCCCAUCAAGAAAGCGAAUGAAGUGAAGCCCCCUCAGUUUGUGGACAUCCCCCUCGAAGACGACGAUUCCUCCGACGAGGAGUACCAGCCAGAAGAGGAUGAAGGGGACGAAACGGCGGAGGAGAGUUUGUUGGAGAGCGAUGUGGAAAGCACCGCCUCGUCGCCGCGGGGGGCCAAGCGGUCUCGUUCGAGGCAGUCUGAUAUGGUGGAGACCGACGAGGAGGGAGUGGCACCGCUGGAGGCAGAGAAGGGUUCCACGCCUCCCGUCCAGCGGCACGUCAGUGCGGAAGUUAUUCCGAUGGGCCCGCCCCCGCCCCCCAAGCCGAAGCAAAACAAGGAUAGCACUUUCAUGGAGAAGCUGCAUGCCGUCGAUGAGGAGCUGGCCUCUAGUCCCGUCUGCAUGGAGGCCUACCAGCCUUUGGAAGACAGCUUAAUUGCCUUCCGCACGCGAUCAAAGAGACCCCUGAAGGACGUGCCUCUUGGCCAGUUGGAGGCCGAGCUUCGUGCUCCAGACAUCACUCCGGACAUGUAUGACCCCAAUACAGCGGACGAUGAAGAGUGGAAGAGAUGGCUGAGUGGCCUAAUGAAUGACAACAUGGAAAAUGAAGACGAGGCUGAUGACGAGGACGACCCCGAGUACAACUUUUUGGAAGAUCUGGAUGAGCCAGACACGGAGGACUUCAGGAAUGACCGUGCCGUGAGAAUCACAAAGAAAGAAGUCAACGAGCUGAUGGAGGAACUGUUUGAAACGUUUCAGGAUGAAAUCGGCUUCUCUAACGUGGAGGAUGAUGGGCCGGAGGACGAAGACGGGGCUGCUGAGGCCCGGCCAAAUUUUAAUACUCCACAGGUGCUCAGGUUCGAAGAACCCCUCGCCAACUUGCUGAACGAGCAGCACCGGACAGUGAAGGAGCAGCUGGAACAGCUGCGGGUGAAGAAGUCGGCCACGAAGCUGCCCCAGGAGAUGGAGAGGUCCAAGCUGCGGAGUGAGAAGGUAGCGCAGGCCCUGGUCCUGGACGCCGAGCAGAGGAAGAAGUUGCACCAGCAGAUGCAACAGCACGUGCAACUUCUGACGCAGAUUCACCUCCUCUCCAGUUGCAACCCGAGCCUGAGCUCCGAAGGCAGCACGACCCGCCUCUUCUUGAACGAGUUGGACAAUUUUGCCCAGAGCUCAGUCCUUCUCAGCCAGACUUCCAGCCCCCGAUUCCAGACGGCUUUCCAGCCCUGCAACUUGAAGGAAUCUCUACAGCUUAUCAAGGACUUCCACACUCACGUCAAGAUUGAGUGGAGUCCCCGUAAAGCCGUCAAGAAGAACAUGAACGAUUUUGCCUGCUUGCCGAAGCAAGUCGCGUGGAUCCUGGCCACAAGGCGAGUCUUCAUGUAUCCAGAGUUGAUGCCCACCUGCUCCUUAAAGGCGAAAACACCCCGGGACAAGAUCGUUUUCACCAAGGGAGAAGACAACUUGUUAGCACUGGGUCUGAAGCACUUCGAAGGCACCGAUUUCCCCAAACCCCUGAUCAGCAAGUACCUGCUGACAACCAAGACGGCCCACCAGCUGACGGGACGGAUCAAGAACCGUAACAUGAACCGAGUCCCCGACAACAUCAUCAGAUACUAUAAGACGACAAAGCAGCUGCCGGUAUUGCCCCGGCUUUGCGAAGAGGUUCAACCUGGUGAUUGGAAACCACCCGUAGAACAGGAAGAACAUCGCCUGCCAUUCUGGUUGAAGGCUAGCUUGCCCUCCAUCCAAGAGGCCUUAGAGCAGCAGCGUGUCAAAGAGGUUUCCCAGGGCCCUGAUGCAGAUCCCAAGCUCAGAGAGGGAGGAAGAGAGACUGCCGGUCCAGCCAGCCCUGAGUAUCCUCUGCGUGUGCCAGAGGGCUUACAGCUCAUCCUGAGGCCCCUAUCCAGCCGGUUCUGCCGCAAAAUCUGGAGAUGGCAGCGGCCGGCCCCCACCAAACCCUUCCUCGUCCAGCCGGGCCUUUGCUUGCCCCCUGCUGGGACGGGCAGCUUUCUCAAGAUGGCCACCAAGCAGCCCCAGCCGGAAGCAGCUCCCGGCAAAUUGGCGGGUCACGUCUCCCCCUUGUCCCAACCCGCCUCACUGGUCCAGCCCUUGUCAGGUGUGCCACGCUUGAACCUGCCACCUGCUCUGGGGAGCGGCGCCCCCUUCGAGCUGCAAGGCGUCCUCUCUGCUCAGCGGUCGGGGCCCAAGCCCUGCUUGGUGCCAGCGGUGCCCCAGAACUUGGUCUCCUCCCUGCCUGUCGCUUUUCAGCCCAAAAUGAUACUCCCGGCUCUGCCUGCUUCGCGGGUCCGUAAGCCUGCUCUCCCAAGGGGGUAUCAGAAGAAGAAGACCCCCAGAGUUGCUCCUUUGCUCAAGGCCGCCCCUGUGCUUCAUCCAACGCCAGUCAUCUUCACCGUUCCUGCUGGGACCGUCAAAGUGCUGGGCAUCACCAACGGGUGCAACAUGUUACAGCCCCUCUCGGCAACCAGCGCUGUUCAAGCCACCCAGUCCAUUCCCAUCACCACCCUGCUGGUCAACCCCACGCCGUUCUCGUGCCCGCUGAACCAGCCCCUUGCGGCCUCCCCAGCCCUGCCCCUGGUGGUCGCCUCAAAUUCAGGCAGUUCCCCAGCUCCUGUAGCGGGCAAAGACUCAGAGCUGUCAAGUCAACCCAUCAGCCGCUUGGCAUCCGGUGGGGAUGUCCUAGAGCCGGUCAAGGCCAAGCCCAAAACGGAACCAGAAGAGCCACCAGGCCCGUGGUCCUCCGAUCUUAAUGGUGGAGUCCAAGCAGAAGCUCGCGUCCAGGGUUAUGCGGAGGGAGGUGAAGGCAGAACCCCUGAGCUUUUAGCCCCAGCUCCCUUCUCCCCCUUGGCAGAGUUAGGGGAGCUGGUCAAGGUUGACUUGGAAGGCUCGAGGGAGGCUCCUCCUGAAGCAGCCCCCCUUCCAAAAAAGCCUGGUCCAGAAGACUCCCCAAUCAAAGAGGAAUUGAUUUUGGACCUUGGGCAGGGCCUGGAGGUCAAGCCCGCCUCAGAGUGCAGAAAGGAGCCAAAAGAAACGCAGAGCCAACCUGGCUGCGAGGAGGAAGAGGAGGAGGAGGAGGAGACCGCGAAUUCAGGGGCACCCGCCACAGGCCUCCAAGCAGCGGCUUCCGCCGAAGAAGGAAGCAGCACAUCUCCCACGAACGUCGGCAGUUCCGUUGCGGCUGCGUCUGACUCCAGCAGCUCCUCGGGGAAGACGGAGGAAGUGGCUGGCCCGGGGACCGGCACUGAAGGGGUGGUGUCAGCCAGCCAGGAGGCUGGAGGGGAGAAAGAUGGGCUGGAAGAGGAGGAGGAGGAGGACUUUGAUGACUACAUCCAGGACGAGGAAGACGAAAUGUCGUCGGCUUCCGAGGAAUCGGUGCUCUCCGUGCCAGAACUUCAGGAGACAAUGGAAAAGCUGACGUGGCUGGCGUCUGAGCGGCGUCUGAGCCAGGAGGGAGAUUCAGAGGAGGAAAACUCGCAGGAAGAGAACUCGGAGCCGGAGGAGGAAGAGGAGGAGGAGGAGGAAGGGGAAGGAGAGCACUUGGAGAACCAACAGAAGGAGGAUGAAAUGGCUGAUGAGACUGCUGAUCCAGGAGACAGGCCGGCCUCCUCUCUCGCCUUGACCUGCGCUGCGCCCACAGUGGAGGCCAGUAACAGCCCCCCAGGGGAGAACCCCAAAGCCGCCAGCAAGAGCCGAGCCUCCCACCGAGCCCGGGCCAAGCGGGGCCGGACUCGCGCCAGCAAAGAUGCCUCCAAGCUGCUACUGCUCUAUGAUGACGACAUUCUGGAGAGAGACCCGCUGCGCGAGCAGAAGGACUUCGCUUUUGCUCAAGCUUACUUGAACAGGGUACGUGAGGCCCUGCGCCUUGUUCCUGGCAAAUACGAGGAGUUCCUCCGCAACAUUUACGAGUUUGAGAGUAACCUCCAGAAGCAGACGGCCGUCGACCUCUACGCCCGGCUGCAAAGCCUCCUCCAGGACUGGCCUCAGCUCUUGACGGAUUUCGCAGCCUUCCUUUUGCCAGAGCAAGCUCUGGAGUGUGGGCUGUUUGAGGAGCAGCAGGCGUUUGAGAAGAGCCGGACGUUCCUUCGACGGCUGGAGAUCUGCUUUGCUGAAAACCCUUCCCACCACCAGAAGAUCAUCAAGGUGUUGCAGAACUGUGCGGACUGUGUACCCCAGGAGAUCAUGGAACUGAAGAACCAGAUGUGGCAGCUGUUGAAAGGGCACGAUCACCUGCAGGAUGAGUUCUCCGUCUUCUUUGAUCACUUGCGCCCCUCGGCCAGCCGCCUGGGAGAUUUUGAGGAAAUCAACUGGACGGAGGAGAAAGAAUACGAGUUUGAUGGGUUUGAAGAAGUCUCGUUGCCAGACAUGGAAGAAGAUGAGGAUCCCCCCAAAAUCCACGCUGCCUCGAAGAACAAGAGGCGGAAGGAGCUGGGAAGCCAGAAUACAGACAAGGAGGCCGAGUGGCCAGAAGGGAACAAGGAGUGGUGCAGCUCCUGUCAUGAAAACAGCGGUGACCUCCGGCUGAAGAGAAGCAAGCGAAGGAGCUGUGCCCACUGUUGCAGCAAGGUGGGAGACACCAAACUCUCCAGAAACAAAGACCUCUGCGAGUUUGCAGACAGCCGUGCUCAGCGAGAGCCAAGUCCUCGGCUUGAAGGCAAGGAGCCGCCCGAGGGAAACUUGGAGCGGAGAGAAGAGGGGGACGUUAUCCCCAGCAGGUUGAGAGCCACAGGCCGGAAAGGGGACUCUGCUGGAGGAGGUUCUCGUCUGGAAGGAAAGCUGCUUUCAUCCAAAGAUCCCCCUUUGGACGUGGGCCUAUCGUCAGCCGGCAAACCAGCUGAACCGUGUCCUCUCCCUGCCCCUCCCUGCCCUCAAAACGGGGUGGAUUCUGCCAAGAGCUCCCCUGCUCCUCCCGUGGACACGCCGCUGCCCCCAAGGGGGGCUGUUCUACCCAAACCACAUCGCCUGAAAAGCAGCUGCUACACCAGUGACAGUGAAAGGGAGGUGGGACUCAGUCCGAGGACUGGGGAGCAUUCUUCGGGCCCUAACCGUGACAGCUUGGAGACCGAAGCUCUUUCAAGGACGGCCGGGCCAGAUCCUAGCUCUCCGCCACAGUUAGGGGGGACCCUUGCUCCUGCCCGACCGAGUCUCAAGGAGUCACACGGCCUGCCCCCCCUGGUGACGGCAAAGUCCAAAGGAAGGGAGAUGUCGUCAGCGCCCACCAGAGACCUUGCCCUGAAAACUUUGGGGGCGAGCGAGGCCCUGCAGACUGACGCAGAGAUCUCUGGAACCGGCAGCAUGCACACCCUGGCCACUAAUCAAACAGGAAAAGCGGUCUCAGGAGCGAGUGACCAUUCACAAAAGGAGGAUCAGUCGGUGCCCGUAGCGGUCAGCGGGGAUCGCAGUGGCCCGGUCCUAGGAGAAGACCUGCAGCCGAGAACAGUCGAACCCACUGUGUGUGCCAAGAACAUCAAGGUCAGCUCCACAGGGGAGAAGGUGGUCUUGUGGACCAGGGAGGCCGACCGCGUUAUUCUGACCACCUGCCAGGAGCGAGGGGCUCAUCCACAGACAUUCAGCGCCAUCUCUGAACAGCUGCGCAACAAGACCCCAGAUGAGGUGGCCCAUCGCUUCUGGGAACUGAUGACCUUGUUCCACACGGCCUGCGACGUCAGUUCGGAGGACGAGGAGGACGGGAUGAGCACCAGCAACACGGACCAGCUUUCUGACAAAGACCCCGCCAUCUCGGAGGACGAGCGGGAAGAUCAAGGCUUUUAGUCCGAGACAAGAACUCCUCUGCAGCCGAGAGAAACUUCCAGGGCCGGCGGGUGUUGGACCACCUCUGCUCCCGAACAUCUCACCUGAGACUGCAGAACGCUGAAGCGUUGUUGAAAGGUUUUUCUCCUCCCCCUGAAAAGGUGGGUUGGAGCUGCUCUGUGGGAGAAAUAGCCCCCUGCCUCUUGGGUCAGAGUCGAUGUAAAUAUUUUUAAAAAGUAGGGGAAUGUGUAAAUUCCAGUUUGGGGUGAAUAUUUAUUGCGUGAUUGUAUUUUAAGGAAUAAAAGCAUCCUGUUGUGAAAGCCAAAGGCUUGAGGCUGGCGUUUU